UUCAUUUGUUUCCUUUCUACACAGGUUCUUCUUGACUUUGAAUGGAAUUUCUUCUUCAUCAUCGAUUACCAUCCUGAAUUAUCUCCUCCUAAAAUGUCUCUCCAUCUUUUCUCUCGUUGUGGUUCUGCUUCAGCUCCUCGGCACCUCUCUUCUUCUUCGCUCCCCCCUCUUUUAAAUUCUAAUGGAAAUCCUUUUACAAAAUCAAUUAUCCAUUCGACACCCAAUUUUAGUUUCUUUUCAAGGAUUAUGAGAGAAGAGAAGGCUUCAUUUCUGAGUGUUUCCAGGAAUAAUUUGAAGAGUUAUCAUGGGCUUCCAGGGGUUAAUAGUUUUGAUGGAAACUCAUCAUUCUCUUCAAGUAGUAGUGGAGGCGCAGAAUCAAAUGGAAAAGAACUUGAAAGUGUGAAUGAAGAUGAUGAUGAAGAAGAAGAAGAAGAAGAAGAUAUUGACGAGGAAGAAGAAAUUUUACCAGAUAGAUGGGAAGUAGUGGGCCUUGGACAAGCUAUGGUAGAUUUCUCCGGCAUGGUGGAUAAUGAAUUUUUGGAGAAACUGGAAAUAGAAAAAGGGACAAGAAAACUCAUUAACCACGAAGAGAGGGGUCGAGUGUUGCAAGCAAUGGAUGGUUGCAGCUACAAGGCUGCUGCUGGUGGGUCUCUUUCCAACACUCUUGUCGCCUUAGCUAGACUCGGUGGUCGGUCCAUUGGAGGUCCUGGCUUGAAUGUUGCCAUGACAGGGAGCAUAGGAAGCGAUCCUCUUGGUGGAUUUUAUAGGACAAAAUUGCGACGAGCAAAUGUGAGAUUUCUGUCUGAACCAAUUAAAGAUGGGACUACCGGAACAGUUAUAGUCCUCACUACCUCAGAUGCUCAGCGUACUAUGCUCGCUUAUCCGGGUACGUCUUCAACGGUGAACUAUGACAAAUGUUUGGCUAGCGUGAUCCCUAAAACAAGUAUACUUGUUGUGGAAGGAUAUUUGUUUGAACUUCCUCAUACAAUCCAAACUAUAACAAAAGCAUGCCAGGAGGCACACAGGAAUGGUGCACUUGUUGCUGUUACGGCAUCAGAUGUUUCUUGCAUCGAGAGGCACUACGAUGAAUUCUGGGAAAUAAUUGGGAACCACGCAGACAUAAUUUUCGCAAACAGUGACGAAGCAAGAGAAUUAUGUCAUUUCUCAUCAACAGAGAGUCCUAUAGCAGCAACCAAGUACCUUAGUCAUUUUAUUCCUCUAGUUUCUGUCACCGAUGGUCCUAAAGGUUCAUACAUCGGCGUAAAAGGUGAAGCUGUGUACGUACCUCCUUCAGCGUGUGUCCCAGUAGAUACUUGUGGUGCUGGGGAUGCAUAUGCAUCAGGUUUCUUAUACGGUAUUCUUAGAGGUGCGUCUGAUUUGAAAGGCAUGGGUAUGUUAGCAGCUAAGGUUGCAUCUGUAGUUGUUGGUCAGCAAGGAACUCGUCUUAGGGUUCAAGAUGCAGUUCAGUUGGCAGAGUCAUUUCCAUUUCAUCUCAAGGGUUCCAAUAUUUGUUCUUCUGAUAUCGAAUCAGAUCAAAUUUCUAGUUUGUAAUCUUUUUUUUCUUUUUCUUUUUAUUCAAUUUUGUUUGACUGGAUUUGCUUAUCAGUUAACAUUUGAUUACUGUAAAUUGACUAUUCAUUUUUGUUCAUGUCUUCCGUGAGAUCCGUUAACACCACAAAGGAAAUACAUAGGUUUAGUCCAAGGGUAUCUGUACAUUACCUAUACAUUCUAUGUGAAUCAAUGAAUUUGUAUAAUACGUAUUAUCGUGUA
Papaver somniferum (opium poppy) is the source of this 1770-nucleotide messenger RNA. RefSeq lists its product as uncharacterized. The coding region runs from base 94 to 1551 and encodes 485 amino acids. NCBI's taxonomy places the organism in Eukaryota, Viridiplantae, Streptophyta, Magnoliopsida, Ranunculales, Papaveraceae. The transcript has 5 exons. The record is from RefSeq and is a predicted model, not a curated record. Gene Ontology annotation, molecular function: kinase activity.